Messenger RNA from Ascochyta rabiei, 549 nucleotides. RefSeq lists its product as uncharacterized. Gene Ontology annotation, cellular component: anaphase-promoting complex. Lineage: Eukaryota; Fungi; Ascomycota; Dothideomycetes; Pleosporales; Didymellaceae. Gene Ontology annotation, biological process: positive regulation of mitotic metaphase/anaphase transition. The transcript is spliced from 2 exons. The record is from RefSeq and is a predicted model, not a curated record. Bases 1 to 549 code for a protein of 182 amino acids.
AUGAAGCUCCUCCAUACAUAUUCAACUCAAAAAACCUGCCACGUCCAGCACUCUUAUUGUUUCACGCUCCUGAAAUAUACAUCAACCAUGACGCGCGAUUCCGCGGCAACCUACCUUCACAUGCACGCCUCUCACCACGCAGAUCUCCUUGAGUCCUUUACGAACAUGACCUCUUCACAACUCGCGCCCGAAAACAUUUACAUCCCACCGCAUCUCCAGCCGCUCAACCCCGAAGAUGAAGACGAUGUUGUACCGGACCAGCACGCUGCUUUUGGCAUACAGCGCGCGACACAAGCCAAGAAGGAGCCUACGUGGCGCGACUUGGGGCUAGAAGAACUUCUAAGACGAGGACCGAGGGCUGCUGAAGGCCAGAAUGCUGGUGGUGGCGCGUUAAGUAGAGGUAUGGCGGAGAGGAGAGAAGAAGAGCCGAUCAUCACCGCAUUGAGGAGACAGCCUGGGCCACAGGCUGGUGUCGUGAGGUCUGGGGGUACUGCGAGAGAUGCGCACGCCGGUGGUGGUAGUGCUGUGGGCAAUGGGCUGCCGCGAUGA